CUUAGCAAUGAUUGACAUUGGAUGGAAGAGCUCUAUCGCGACAUUCUCUCUUUCGGUUGCCUUCGCGUUUUUCGGCAUUUCACGACGUAUUUGAGGGGCCGGGAGGAGCUGUUGAUCACGAUUCGGAGCGAGGAAUCGAUCAGUAGUGGAAGAAAUUUUUGCUUGGAGAAUCGCUCCUCUAAAUCGGCUUUGCCUCCAGCAAGUCCGUCAAGCUCCGAGACAAAGAAAGUGAAGUCGAAUGAAACGUUGUUCUUGCUGGGAGCUUAUGGCCGAUAUGCGUGGCCAUAUAUUUGGCUGAGGUCUGAUACGGAAGGGUGUAACCACGAGUUUAACAAGGACAGGCCAGUUGAUCUUCAGACUAUACGAGACUGGAAAAUAAAGGGUAGGAAAGUCUGGGACAUAGUUGAGGAGCUUAUAUCUCUCAAAGCACCGGGAGUGGUCAAUCCCUUUGAGGUGGAUUUUGCUGCAUUGAACAAGUUGCAACCUUUGGAAAGAGCGACUAUGGCAGGCGCGACUGCUGCAUUUCUACAGAAGUUGCUGCUCGAGAGAGAGCAAGACUACACACAACAUGUCAUGGACGAUCUCAAGAGGCUCCUUGUUUGUCAUUUUCAGCAUAUGGCCUCGUUGUUACCCGGAACAUAGCACCAGUCGUACUCGUUGUUAGUUUAUGCUUCCUCCUGUAAUACAUCUUGAUACUUUUAAAAACUCCUAGGUCUUCGGGAAA
Selaginella moellendorffii is the source of this 724-nucleotide messenger RNA. RefSeq lists its product as uncharacterized. Lineage: Eukaryota; Viridiplantae; Streptophyta; Lycopodiopsida; Selaginellales; Selaginellaceae. The coding region runs from base 22 to 642 and encodes 206 amino acids. The record is from RefSeq and is a predicted model, not a curated record. The transcript has 8 exons.